Molecule: messenger RNA, 1222 nt
Organism: Ilex paraguariensis (yerba mate)
Lineage: Eukaryota; Viridiplantae; Streptophyta; Magnoliopsida; Aquifoliales; Aquifoliaceae
Source: the annotation of a GenBank genome assembly
GAGAGAGAGAGAGAGAGAGAGAGAGAGGGAGUGAUGUGAUAAUGGGUGGCUAUGAAUUGAUGUUUGCGAUUGAGGCGUGCUGUUCUUGAUUGACUGAUCAUGUGAGAUGGGUACACUUUUGAGAUGGGCUGUUAGUACUUGUGAAUGGACCCAAAAUUGGGACUUGAUGGGAAUCCAAGUAUAGGGAUCUGUAGUAAACACUGAAGAGGACAAUACUUGAAAGUGAAUUGGGUUUUGUGGGGGAGAAACAGAGAAAUAAAUAAUGUCUUCGGGGAUAAAUUUAGUGAUGACAGUGAUAGGUUUUGCAGUGAGUACCAUGUUCAUUGUAUUUGUUUGCACAAGGCUCAUUUGUGCCCGAAUUCAAUUGACUGCUUCAAGGGGGGCCUUCCCUAUGGCUUCUAGAUCUGAUCUUAGCAUACUAGAACGGGGUUUACAUGGACUUGAUCCGCUUGUUGUAGCCAAUUUUCCGACAAAGAAGUACAGCGAUCCUCUUUUUUCCUCUGCAAAAGAUGCUCAGUGCACGGUUUGCCUUGUGGAAUAUUAUAAAGAAGAUACGUUGCGCAUCCUACCUUUCUGUGGACACUCCUAUCAUGCAACCUGUAUUGACAUAUGGCUGCAGCAGCAUUCCACGUGUCCUAUUUGCCGUAUUUCAUUGCGUGAUCAUCCUGAGAAAAAGCGCUUGAUGCAACCCAUGUUUAGUUCAGCUGUCCGAUAUCAAUAUGACAUGGAGUCCCUUGACACAAAUCCGUUUUGCUUUUUAUCACCUGGCCAUGGGCUCUCUUCGAGACUGCAUGAGAACUGUCGGAUGGAACCUUUACAGGAGGAUCAGUUUCGAUCUGAGGGUAAUGGACCAGUGGCGGGUGAAAACAGCUCCAUCUUGAUUGAGGAUGAUCAGAUCUUAAAAGGCACAGGGAACAAGCAUGUGGAGAGCCCAUCAAAUUCUUAAAUCCAAGUGUUUGAAUUCCAGAGAAGUUGGGAUUGACAUUCAGUUAGAUUAUGUCUCAGGAAGUUGAUUGUUUUCCCCUUCUGACUUUCUGUAGAAAUAGCUAAGUAAUUCUGUUCUUUCAUUUUGAUUUCUCCUCUUCUUGUUCUUUUAACUGUAGCUGGUUUGUGAGCAGUUUUGCUAGUUCAGAUGUAAAAUCAAGAAUUGCAGGGACUGCAUGAUUUGCGUUUCAAAAAAUAGUAUCCGAAAACAGUUUUUGAAAAGAGUUUAAAGAAAGUG